AUGAUUUAUUAUCUGAUACUAAUAUGUGUUGCAUUAAUAAUUUUACAUUUAUUAUUAAACUAUAAUAAGAAGGCAAUCAUGCUGCGGAAAAUUCCAGGAUUUAAAGAUAUCUUUUUGAUUGGAAACAUUUUAGAUAUCUGUCUACCACCAGUGCAACUUUUUUCCUCGAUACGACGAAUAGCAAGAGAAAAAAAUGGCAUUUAUAGAUUUUGGUGCUUUCCUAUUGCCUCUGUUAACAUUUACAAUCCCGAAGAUGUUGAGGUUAUUCUUUCUAGUAUGAAAUAUCACGAGAAAAGUCAAGCUUAUAUAUUUCUGAAACCAUGGUUGCACGACGGCUUGUUAUUAAGUUCUGGAACAAAAUGGCAAAAGCGAAGAAAGAUUCUAACGCCAGCUUUCCAUUUCAAUAUAUUGCGUAGAUAUCAUGCAAGUAUUGCUGAAAAUACAAUACGUUUGGUGGCGACGCUUCGUAAAGCAGUUGACACACGGGUUGACAUUGUACCAGUUAUGUCUGACUGUACUUUAAAUAUUAUUUGUGAAUCAAUAAUGGGUACAAAACUUAACGAUGACAGUUUAGGGAAGAUUUAUAAAAACGCAAUAUAUGAAUUAGGGCCUGUUUUAGUAAAGCGAUUCGUCACUCCUUAUUUGUAUAUCGAUAUUAUAUUUAAAUUAUCAAAAAUGGGAAAGAUACAAGAAAAGACACUUGGUAUUAUUCAUAAUUUUACACGUAUGAUUAUAAAUGAUCGAAAAAAAUAUGUAACAGAGAAUGGUAUAAAUUUGUUCGAAGCUGUGGAAGGUAGAGACGAUGAUGAAUAUACAAUGAUGUACGCUAAGAAGAAGAGAACAGCAAUGUUAGACUUACUCAUUUUAGCUGAACAAGAGGGUUUAAUCGACCCAAUAGGUAUCGAGGAAGAAGUUGACACUUUCAUGUUUGAGGGCCACGAUACUACGGCAGCAGGGUUAACAUACUGUCUGAUGUUGUUGGCAAACCAUCCAUAUAUACAGGAUAAAAUAUUUACAGAACUAAGAGAGAUAUUUGGCAACACUAAACGAACCGCAAGCGUUGAGGAUUUAAACGCGAUGCAUUACUUGGAUCGAUGUAUCAAGGAAUCAUUCCGACUUUACCCGCCAGUACCUUUCAUUAGUAGAUGGAUGAAUGAAUCUGUAACAUUAAGUAAUUACACAGUACCAGCAGGAACUUCAUGUCACAUACAUAUAUACGAUUUACAUCGCAGUGAACUUUUGUAUCCUAGCCCGACGGUAUUUGAUCCGGACAGAUUUUUGCCAGAAAAUGUUGCUAAGCGUCAUCAUUACGCCUACAUUCCUUUUAGUGCAGGUCCAAGGAAUUGUAUUGGACAAAAAUUUGCAAUGAUGGUAAUGAAGUCUGUAGUGUCCGGAAUAAUAAGAAACUUUGAAUUACAUCCAGUGACGACUUGUUCAGAUCUUCGCUUCCAGGCUGACUUGGUGUUAAGAAAUUCUGAACCUGUGUACAUAAAGUUUUCAAAAAGAGAAAUUGCUAUUUGAAAAUUAAAGGCAAUUGUUUAUUUCCGUAGUUUUUAUGUUAUCUACGGCUAAUAGCAUAAAUAAAUAA
Papilio xuthus (Asian swallowtail) is the source of this 1588-nucleotide messenger RNA. Its product is annotated as cytochrome P450 4C1-like. The coding region runs from base 1 to 1521 and encodes 506 amino acids. Gene Ontology annotation, molecular function: monooxygenase activity; oxidoreductase activity, acting on paired donors, with incorporation or reduction of molecular oxygen; heme binding. The record is from RefSeq and is a predicted model, not a curated record. NCBI's taxonomy places the organism in Eukaryota, Metazoa, Arthropoda, Insecta, Lepidoptera, Papilionidae. The transcript is spliced from 9 exons.